Messenger RNA from Penicillium arizonense, 642 nucleotides. RefSeq lists its product as uncharacterized. The coding region runs from base 1 to 642 and encodes 213 amino acids. The record is from RefSeq and is a predicted model, not a curated record. Lineage: Eukaryota; Fungi; Ascomycota; Eurotiomycetes; Eurotiales; Aspergillaceae. The transcript is spliced from 3 exons.
AUGGGUACAGCGAACCUGUCUGUGUCUAUGGCAACCUGUAGAAGACCAAAGCAUGGAGCGUUCUGCGGGCGUACAGAGGAUUCAGUCGGUGGUAUCUCCUUCAAAGAAGAGCCAUUUGUGAAUGAUGGGUCGUCUGUAUUAGACAAAUCUGUGGGAUCACUGGCACUGGCGCUGGCACUGGCACCAAUCGCCUUUAAGGCUCGCGAAAAUGGAUUUGCUGGUCUGCGGGAGACUCUGCUUCUCAGGCUCGGAUCUUUGCCCAUGAAUUCCAACCUCUGGACGAUCGCACCGGCAAAGCUCACAUGCCCUCAUGCCACACCCACGGCAUUCGAGGACGAAAGUUUCCAUUUGGACACCGCAGUCGUCACAAGUGUGCACACCAUCGAUUCUUUUCCAGGUACCUUUGUGGUCUCACUCCUCGUCCUUGAGUUUUACAACGCAGGUUUGACACGCCCACAUCGCGCACCCAGGACAUUCAAGGAUGAAAUGUGCCAUCUUCUGUUCGCAUUCCUCGCAUUCGUGCUGUCCCUCGAUCCUUCUCCAAAGACCGCCAUGGGCACAGUCUUGAUCUUGUCGGAUUCCUUCGAGGCAUCCUUGGCAUGCUCUCAUAUUGCAUCCAGGACAUUGGAGGAUAAAACGUGA